AUGAUGAAUUCAAUCCUUGGUGAUUUCCUCGACAAGUUUGCCCUGGUUUACCUUGACGACAUCCUUAUCUUCAGCCGUACCAAAGAAGACCAUCUCGAAGCAUGUUCAGAUGGUGUUUGGAUCGUCAAGGUGAACAACACUCUUCAAGAAGUCCGCUUUGCAAUGUUCUCUCGGCGUGCUGACAUUGUACAAGAAAUCCACAAGGUUUUGGACACCCUGGAAUGA
Messenger RNA from Lichtheimia ornata, 225 nucleotides. RefSeq lists its product as uncharacterized. The record is from RefSeq and is a predicted model, not a curated record. The coding region runs from base 1 to 225 and encodes 74 amino acids. The transcript is spliced from 2 exons. NCBI's taxonomy places the organism in Eukaryota, Fungi, Mucoromycota, Mucoromycetes, Mucorales, Lichtheimiaceae.